AUGGACACAGGCGUGGACUACCAGACACGAAGGAGACUCCAGAAUCGCAUUGCACUACAAAAGUUCCAAAGCUGUACGCAAAUAGCGCUACCGUCUUCGAGCUCGAUGUCUUUGGGAAAUCAGAUACUCCCAGGCCGUCCAUUGGAUCAGGAGAUUUCACCGGGAUGGCGUGCACCUCAACAACAUGUAGAUCUAUCAGGCACUUCAAACAAUGCCAUAACCCGUCUUCACAGUCCCGCUGUAUCUGAUAAGUGCAACUCUUCCGAUUUGCAGGGCAUCGGCGGGGCGUUGGAGUUUGACCUGAACCUCGAACAGUUGACGACACCUAGUAUCGUACAAAGACAUCAGUCACAUGAAGGGUUAGGAGCAGUAGAUGUGGUGACAUCUACAUCCCAGCAGACACAAGAAUUGUUACUGGAUGAUAGCCCAAAUACCAUUUUCCGUGAUAUUCAAUAUACGGCCAAAGCCCGAAUAUUCAACGACGCGAUACUAGUCCUGCAAAAACAGAAAGUGAAUCUGGGAAGGCAGGCGGAGGAGUUAAUAAGGAGGUUAAUCUCAAUCUAUGACCUCGGGACUCAGCAAUCUUCGGAGCAUGAUCACAUAAACGUAAAGAUCUUGAAGAUAGUUUUCAGUUAUGGCCAUUAUCUCCUCAGUGCAACCUACCCUUUUCAAGUCCCAGAAAUCUCGCUACAUAGGAAGCGCCUGCGCAAAUAUAAAGGUAAAGUAGGAUGUCUCUACUAUCUUGGUGAUCUCGCGGCUCGUGGCUGCCCCAAAUGGGCGAACAGUGACAAAGGGCCACCGAGGGGAACAAGGCCGACCGCUCAAAGAGAAAAUCACCAGUGCACCAUUCAAGCAUCGACCACAACACCAAUCGACGAGAUGUCUUCACUGCCCUGGAAUCGAUAG
Aspergillus homomorphus CBS 101889 is the source of this 906-nucleotide messenger RNA. RefSeq lists its product as uncharacterized. Bases 1 to 906 code for a protein of 301 amino acids. The transcript has 5 exons. The record is from RefSeq and is a predicted model, not a curated record. Lineage: Eukaryota; Fungi; Ascomycota; Eurotiomycetes; Eurotiales; Aspergillaceae.